AAAGGAAUCCAUCGGUUUCGAUCUCACCUCGUUCGCUGCCCUUUUGUUGAUUGAUCAUCAGAUGGUGCUUUGAUCGGUUCGGUCCGGUUUCUAGUUUAGGCGACUGCUUGAUCCGUUCGGUUUGGGGGUCUAGUUUGGGCGAUUCGUCUCUUGCUGUUGCGUUAGUUCUCUGAACGGCCCUUCUUUCGAUUGGAUUAUGGCUAAUUGUGAUUUGCUAUUUAAGAUUGCGAGGUCGGUUGGUUUGCUUCAGUUUCUGUUCGGUGAGAUGGAUUAUCAGCUCAAUUAAGCUGUACCGUGGAUAUUUUGGGUAUGAUCAAGCCUAGAUAAAAUGAAGUUUGUGCUCUGAAAUUGUCAUGGUUAGGAUUGCUCACUGGGCUAAGAUUAUACUUCUGUUCAUUUCAAGGUUGUGAUGCUUGUAGUUAGUGACAAUUCGGUUGCUUGCAAUUCUGUGCUCUGCGGUUUUUCCUUCAGGUCUGGUAAUUUUAUGGGAAGGUAAGUCAUAUCAGAACAUUUAAACAUGAUGGGAGAUGGUUUUCUUGGGUCUGCUCAGAGCUUUCAAAUCACCGAUGUUAAUUUGUUCAAUUCCGACAAGACUAAACUGAUGUUAAUUUGCUUAAUUCUGACAAGACUAAAGAUUAUUUGAAGAUGGUUGAGUGUUAUUGAAAUUCUAAACGGCGUCAUGUAUUGCUUUUUGGAAUUUAAAAAUUGGCAAUAUGUGCUAAAGUUUAAGUUAAACUAGGGCGUUGGAAUGAUUCUUCUGUGUCAGUUCUUAGUUAAAGUUUAACUUCAGGAUUUCUUUCACGAGGAUUUAAGGAGCUCUUUUUGACUGCCUUCACUGUGGAUUAAUUUGUCCUAGUACAGGAACUAAAGAUUACUUGCUGCUUGACCUGCUCAGUUUGAGGUGAGUAAAGAUGAGGAGCGUCCAAACUCCAGUGGAGCAGAAAUUGAGCAAUGGAGGGGGAGGAGUGGAGGCGGCGACAAUGGUGUUCGUGUACGGCACCCUGAAGCGUGGUUUCCCCAACCACCCUCUCCUCGCCGCCUCCGGUUCCCCCUUGGUUGGUGCUGCCUCCACCGCCACCCCGGCCUCGCUUGUUGUGGGGCCCUACUCUGUUCCGUUCCUCCUCCCCAGGCCAAGUUCAUCCUCCGGUAGCCAUCUCGUCUCCGGCGAGCUCUACGCCGUGUCCCCCCGCGCCCUAGUUGACCUCGAUGCCCUCGAGGGCACCCACCUGGGUGUGUAUGAGCGGCGCAAAGUGACCGUGGUAGUUGAGGGAGGAUCAGGAGAGGUAGUGGAGGCGGAGGCCUAUUUCGCACACACGAGCUACAUGGAGGCCCUGUGGCUGCGCUGCGGUGGCGAGGCAGCUGAGAUCGGCGAGUAUACCAUGGAACACGCGGCCAAAGAUUUGGAUCCGCAGUUACAAGUUGCACUAAAAGGAUAUCUGGUGGCAAGAGGCGUUAACUCCAAACUGGCAAGCUCACUUCACCACCAUUUGGUUGAGAAGGAGCGGUGGCAAUAUAUGAACUGGCUGAAAACUUUGGAAGACAUGUUCAGCCACCAUUUGGUUGAGAAGGAGCGGUGGCAAUACAUGAACUGGCUGAAAACUUUGGAAGACAUGUUCAGCAAAGAUCAUUGACAAAAAUAUUUCCAGCACUGAAGACCAUUGAAAUGUUUCCCGUCAAGGCGUCAAAUACGCACAGUUUUUGUUGUGGAAAUGCAUAGAUGCUAGCUUUGUGGAAUGCUAUUGUGGUGCUUAAUUUAGUUCCGUGGAAUGGACCACGAAAUCACCAUAUACUUUGGUCGAAUCUAAUUUUUAAAUUUCGGCUCAUUCGGUUCACAGGAUUUUCAAAACGUAGGAAUAGAAAAAACGUAGGAAUACUAUAGGAAUACAUGUGCAAACCUAUGGAUUGAAAAACACAGGAAUUUUUCC
Oryza sativa Japonica Group (Japanese rice) is the source of this 1925-nucleotide messenger RNA. Its product is annotated as putative gamma-glutamylcyclotransferase At3g02910. Gene Ontology annotation, molecular function: gamma-glutamylaminecyclotransferase activity. The record is from RefSeq and is a predicted model, not a curated record. Gene Ontology annotation, cellular component: cytosol. NCBI's taxonomy places the organism in Eukaryota, Viridiplantae, Streptophyta, Magnoliopsida, Poales, Poaceae.